This is a messenger RNA of Saccostrea echinata, 3466 nucleotides long. Its product is annotated as ADP-ribosylation factor-binding protein GGA1-like. NCBI's taxonomy places the organism in Eukaryota, Metazoa, Mollusca, Bivalvia, Ostreida, Ostreidae. The record is from RefSeq and is a predicted model, not a curated record. Gene Ontology annotation, cellular component: trans-Golgi network. Gene Ontology annotation, biological process: vesicle-mediated transport; intracellular protein transport. The coding region runs from base 39 to 2075 and encodes 678 amino acids. Gene Ontology annotation, molecular function: ubiquitin binding; phosphatidylinositol binding; small GTPase binding. The transcript is spliced from 17 exons.
CCGGAAGUUGAUGUGCCAUCACGUGAUUGAAAGUGAAAAUGGCUGAAGAAGAAGAGAGCCUGGAAAUAAUUCUAAAUGCUGCAACUAAUCCAGCUAACAGAGAUGAGGACUGGGAAACCAUUACAAAGUUUUGUGAACAAAUUAACAAAGAUUUAGAAGGGCCACAGACUGCUGUCCGUCUUCUGGCCCACAAAAUACAGUCACCACAGGAGAGAGAGGCACUUUAUGCUUUAGCGACUUUAGAGGCAUGUGUGAAAAAUUGUGGUCGGCGUUUUCAUGUGGAAGUUGGAAAGUUCAGGUUUCUAAAUGAAAUGAUUAAAGUUGUUUCACCCAAGUAUCUAGGGAGUAAAACUAGUGAAAAAGUGAAGAAAAAAUGUAUAGAACUUAUCUACAGCUGGAGUAAAGGUCUACCACAUGAAAACAAAAUCUUAGAAGCAUACCAAAUGUUGAAACAGCAGGGCAUCGUCAAAGCAGACCCGGACUAUAUUGAUAAGAAAAUAGAUGUAUUUCCACCUCCCAAACCCAGAACGGCUUCUUUUGAAGAUGAAGAAAAAUCCAAGCUACUGGCAAAGUUGUUGAAGAGUAAAAAUCCUCAAGACCUACAGGCUGCUAAUAGAUUGAUCAAGAACAUGGUGAAACAGGAUGCUGACAAGAUGGAAAGGGUUUCCCGUAGAAUAAAUGAACUGGAACAGAUUAACAACAACAGCAAAUUGUUGAUGGAGAUGUUGGAACACUACUCACCAGAGACCUCUUCUGCAGCAGACUUAGAUAUGAUGAAGGAGUUGUAUGACAGUUUGGAGAGACUGAGACCAAAUUUGUUUCGCCUUGCCAGUGAUGCAGAUGAUAAAGAAAAUGAUGCAAUAAAUGAUAUACUGAAGAGUAAUGAUGAGGUUACACAGGUGAUGGCUCAGUAUAAGAAAAAGGUGGGAGAUAAGGCCAAUCAAAAUGGCCAUGCCUCUGAUCCUGCUUCUUCCUUACUUGACCUGGCAGACCAGUCUGCUCCCUCACAUCCCUCUACACAGACCAAAGAUCCCAGCACAGAAAUCCUUGAUGAAGAACUCCUAGCCUUAGGUUUAGGUGACAGCAACACUAAAUCAGAAUCUCUGCUCGGUGACUUGGAUGAUAUUUUUGCAGCUUCCUCUGCUAGCACUGUAUCUACCCAUGGAAAAAGUUUAACAACAGCACCAGUAAUGAACAAUGCAUUCACAAUGAGCGGAGGACAGCCAACAUUCCAGGCAUUCAAUCAGCCAAUUAGAGCACCUGUUCCAACUUAUUCUAUUUCUCAGCCAAUGACAGGCAAUUUCUCCCAAUUUCCACCUCAAACAUCACAACCAACAACUUCAUUAUUAAUGAGUUCAGAUUCUGAUACAUCUGUGUUCAGUCAAAAACCUAAACCUCCUCCAACAGAACAGCAGACCCUGGCAAUGAAGGAACUAGAUAUGCUGGGCCAAAAUCUACUACAGCAAAAUCUCCCCAAGAAUUUGCCCAUCAAACCACAGAAUACAGGUCAAAAAGUCCCCAUGAAUCAGAUGUUGUCCAAGACAGCAUCUCCCCAGCUCUCACCAGGGAAUAACUUGCUUGAUAAUCCUGCACCUGCUCAGCUGCCUGUUUCUCAGCCAUCCCCUGUAUCCUCAACCCCAGUCAAGCAGGGCUUACAAGUCAUGGCCCUCACUGAUGUUAAUGUUCCACUUGAGUCUAUACAACCUGAAAGCACAGCUCCAGUGAAUGCAUAUGAUAAGAAUGGACUAAAAAUUGUGAUACAUUUAGCCAAGAAUAAACCUAGGGAGGAUGUCACAGUCAUGGUUGUAUCUACAAUUAGUACGAACACAAACCCAGUCAAGAAUUUUGUCUUUCAAGCCGCUGUUCCAAAGGUGAUGAAAGUUAAACUACAGCCCCCUUCAGCCACUGAUCUACCUGCAUACAAUCCUAUUCUCCCACCUGCUGCCAUCACUCAAGUUAUGUUGCUGGCCAACCCACAAAAGGAAAAAGUGCGAUUAAAAUUCAAGAUAUCUUACAAUGUAAAUGGAGAGAAUCUAUCUGAUGUUGGAGAGGUGGACAAUUUUACAGUGUUAUAAUACUAGAACAAAUAUUUUUUCACAUUGUGAUGGGGAAAGUGCAAGUAUGGAUGUUAUGCAUGUGAAAGGUGAUUAUAAUUCUCAUUCUUUAAGAACAAAAGGUGCUUGUUAGUGUGUUAUGUUUGCUUGGUGCCUAAUUCUAUAAAUUUUCAACUGCAUAAGUGUUGAAGAAAAGUUUUCUGAUUAGACAGUAUGCUGUACUGGUAUUUGUUGUAUCGUCUUUUAAAAUAAAUACCUUUGUUAUCGGAUAUUUGUAUUUGGAGGGUGUUUUCACUGGUUGAAAUUACAAUAACAUGUACAUGUAGCAACUUUUACUAGACUUGAUAGGUAUUAUUAUUAUCUCUGUGAAUAUUAACUGCAGCAUUUGUUAGCCCCCAAAAUGAACAUGGUUUACGCUGCAAAACCUUACAUGCACCUUCCAAGAAAUAGCGGUUUUCAGUCAGGAAAUUGAUGUACUGUUUAGCCCCCACAAUCCAUUUGUUUAGUAUUCAUUUCAUAUAGAAAUUCAAAACAUGAAUUAUACAACAUUCCAUAUAUCAUAGAAAGUUGUUAAAUAUGAUUUGAUAUCAGUUUCAUAUCCUUGUACAUCGCAAAAAAAAACCAAAACAACAACAACAAAACAGACAAUUUUAUAAUGGAAAUAAAGUUCUGAAGUAGGUUAAACAUGCUUCUUGUGUUUCGUGUACUGAAUUUCAGAGUGGUGCCAGGGCAUAUAAAAAACAUAGAGGUAAUUCAAUGUGUCAUUUGGUUGAUAAUUUCCCUGUAUAGUUUUUUUGUUAUAGAUAAAAACGGGGAAACAAAAACAUGGAUAUAUAUUUCUAUAUUCUAGGGGGCAUUGUUAUUUUUUUGUUGUCAUCUUAAAACGUUGAAAUAUUUUUCUAUAAAGUUACAAAAGUUUACCUCUUUUUAAAAAAAUAGUCCUGGUGUUAGUUUUUGUUAGAGCUCAUUUUUCAUGAUUACACAUACAGCAAGAAAAUCUCUUUUGCCUGCAUUUUUGCUGAUGAAAUUUCUGCAUUCAUUGUUAUCACUACAAGAUGUAUUAAAUAUAAACCACUUAAUUUAAUUCCAUUCCAAAGUAAACUGCCUCACAUCCCUCAGAAACUGAACUUUAUUGAGAUUUUCCAUGUAUGUACUUGUGCUACGCUAUGAUUUCACAGUCUAUAUAAGGAAUAUUUUAUACAACAUACAUACAUGUUUUUUAAAACUUCAGAAGUUAAACAUAUUCAUGUUACUGAAAAUUUUACAUGUACAACAUUAGUGUUAAAACUAUGUGUAUACUCAUUACUUGUACAUGUAAUGAUCAAUGGGCUUAAAUUAUAAAGUUUUAUAUUAUACACUGUACAUCUCAUUACAUGUCCAUGUGUACUUUUUAUGUGAACAUGAAUAAAUUU